This is a messenger RNA of Canis lupus familiaris (dog), 2462 nucleotides long. RefSeq names its product tripartite motif containing 36 (gene TRIM36). The coding region runs from base 206 to 2359 and encodes 717 amino acids. Lineage: Eukaryota; Metazoa; Chordata; Mammalia; Carnivora; Canidae. Gene Ontology annotation, molecular function: protein binding; zinc ion binding. The transcript has 10 exons. The record is from RefSeq and is a predicted model, not a curated record.
GGGCGCGCCGCUCGGCUCUCGGUGCCUGUGCUUCCCCCGCCCCGCUCCCAGCCGCGUCGGUCCGCUGGCCGGUCCGGCUGACCCGCUGGCCUCCGGCUCCGAGCCCAGGCUCCGCGACCGCGGGGACCCGCCCACCAGACCCUGCCCGGGCCGCCCGCCUGCCGGCUCGGACCGCGCGGUUGAUGACACCCGGCACGAGGCUACCAUGGAAGGGGAUGGUUCCGACUCGCUGGUUACCAUUAAGAAUAUCGAAAGAGAGCUCAUUUGCCCAGCAUGCAAGGAGCUGUUUACCCACCCACUGAUUCUCCCUUGUCAACACAGUAUCUGUCAUAAGUGUGUAAAAGAACUCUUACUGACACUUGAUGAUUCAUUCAUUGACGUGGGAUCAGACAACUCCAAUCAGAGCAGUCCUCGACUUCGGCUCCCGUCCCCGAGCAUGGACAAAAUUGACAGACUUAGCAGACCAGGCUGGAAGCGCGGUUCACUGACCCCCAGGACAACCACUUUUCCUUGCCCCGGCUGUGAGCAUGAUGUGGAUCUUGGAGAACGAGGAAUCAAUGGUCUGUUUCGAAAUUUCACUUUGGAAACCAUUGUCGAGAGGUACCGGCAGGCAGCCAGGGCAGCCACAGCUAUCAUGUGUGACCUUUGUAAGCCACCACCCCAGGAGUCCACAAAAAGUUGCAUGGACUGUAGCGCGAGCUACUGCAAUGAGUGCUUCAAAAUUUACCACCCGUGGGGUACUGUGAAAGCUCAGCAUGAGUAUGUGGGUCCGACGACUAAUUUUAGGCCCAAGAUUUUAAUGUGCCCAGAACAUGAAACGGAGAGAAUAAACAUGUACUGUGAAUUAUGUCGGAGGCCAGUUUGUCAUCUCUGUAAGUUGGGCGGUAAUCAUUCCAAUCACCGGGUAACUACUAUGAGCAGUGCCUACAAAACCUUAAAGGAAAAACUUUCAAAGGAUAUUGAUUACCUUAUUGGCAAGGAGAGCCAGGUGAAGAGUCAAAUUUCUGAACUAAACUUGCUAAUGAAAGAAACAGAGUGUAACGGAGAAAGAGCGAAAGAAGAAGCCAUCACACAUUUUGAAAAGCUCUUUGAAAUUCUAGAAGAGAGGAAAUCAUCUGUUUUGAAGGCAAUUGAUGCUUCUAAGAAACUAAGAUUAGACAAAUUUCAGACUCAAGUGGAAGAGUAUCAGGGGCUUCUAGAGAACAAUGGGCUUGUGGGCUAUGCCCAAGAAGUGCUGAAGGAGACAGAUCAGUCCUGUUUUGUGCAGACAGCAAAACAACUCCACCUCAGAAUACAGAAAGCUACGGAAUCUUUGAAGAGCUUUAGACCUGCUGCUCAGACUUCUUUUGAAGACUAUGUUGUUAAUACAUCUAAACAAACAGAACUUCUUGGAGAAUUGUCUUUCUUCUCUAGUGGCAUAGACGUGCCAGAGAUCAACGAGGAACAGAGCAAAGUUUAUAACAAUGCUCUGAUAAAUUGGUACCAUCCAGAAAAGGAUAAAGCUGAUAGCUAUGUCCUCGAAUAUCGGAAGAUUAACAGAGAUGAAGAAAUGCUGUCUUGGAACGAGAUAGAAGUGUGUGGCACCAGUAAAGUCAUUUCAGAUCUGGAAAGCAAUUGUAACUAUGCUUUCAGAGUAAGAGCCUACAAGGGUUCAAUCUGCAGUCCUUGCAGCAGGGAGCUGAUUCUUCAUACUCCACCAGCUCCAGUUUUCAGUUUCCUCUUUGAUGAGAAAUGUGGCUAUAAUAAUGAACACCUCUUGCUGAACCUGAAGAGAGACCGCGUGGAGAGCAGAGCCGGGUUUAAUCUCCUGCUCGCUGCGGAGCGAAUCCAAGUGGGUUAUUACACAAGCUUGGACUAUAUCAUUGGAGACGUUGGGAUUACCAAGGGGAAGCACUUCUGGGCCUUCCGUGUGGAGCCGUAUUCGUACCUGGUAAAAGCAGGAGUUGCUUCCAGUGAUAAGCUACAGGAGUGGCUCCGGUCUCCCCGGGAUGCAGUUAGUCCAAGAUAUGAGCAAGACAGCGGCCAUGACAGCGGAAGUGAAGAUGCCUGCUUUGAUUCUUCCCAGCCGUUCACUCUGGUCACCAUAGGCAUGAAGAAGUUUUUCAUACCCAAGUCAGCCACUUCUGCCAAUGAACCUGAGAAUAGGGUUCUUCCCAUGCCAACAAGUAUAGGGAUUUUCCUUGACUAUGAUAAAGGCAGAGUGGCUUUCUAUGACAUGGAUCACAUGAAAUGCCUUUAUGAGCGUCAGGUGGACUGUUCGCACACAAUGUACCCAGCAUUUGCAUUAAUGGGCAGUGGAGGAAUUCAACUUGAGGAACCCAUCACGGCAAAGUAUCUAGAAUACCAAGAGCACAUGUAGAUUAAGCAUCUGAUGUGACUUAGGGUGGAAGAGAGGAGCAGAAUAAUGCCUUGGUGUAACCUUCGUAACUAAUUACAUAUCAUCUAAGUAGUCUGUGACCACA